Molecule: messenger RNA, 1604 nt
Organism: Melanaphis sacchari
Lineage: Eukaryota; Metazoa; Arthropoda; Insecta; Hemiptera; Aphididae
Gene: gbb
Product: protein 60A
Exons: 6
Coding region: 159-1415 (418 amino acids)
Biological process (GO): SMAD protein signal transduction; BMP signaling pathway
Cellular component (GO): extracellular region
Molecular function (GO): cytokine activity; growth factor activity
Source: RefSeq, a predicted model, not a curated record
CUAUCUUUCACAGUCUCACAGACAUUCCACGAUCGGCCGUGGGCUAAUCGGAUUGAGCUUGUAUAGUUAUUCGAUUUUUCUAGUGUUCGCGUCUCGUUUUUAAGAAUCGUCUCGUUUCAUGACUAGUUAAUAAUUUACGAAUAACAAUAACAAUAAAAAUGUACGAAAAAAAAUGUCUGUUAACGUGUGCCGUACUGUUCCAUUUAUCGGCGUACGGUAUGGUUGCUGCUGGAUCACCGACUGGUGUGUACAUGGACAAUGGUGUCCAGACUGUUAAGAAAGAUCUCAUGUCGGUUGAGGAGCGGAAUGAAGUUGAACAAGAGAUACUGACCAUGUUUGGUGUACCAAAAAUACCACGAAAAUCUCCAAAAAAUCUAGACGGUUCAGCGCCACAGUUUUUGUUUGACGUCUAUAGAUCCAUUCAACAAGAUGGUUUACAUGACAGAAAAACAAGAAGUGUUUCGGAUGUUGGUCAAUAUGAUGAUCGUACAGUACAAGAUAGUGAUGUCAUUAUCACACUAUACCUAUCAAAUCAUUCUCCAGUUAGUAAUGUUCGGCAUGAACAUGGUAAACGGAUUUUAUUUGAAUUAAAUGAUGUACCACCUGAAGAAACUCAUAUGAUUACUUCAGCUGAAGUUCAUUUGUAUCAAUCUGGAACUUUAAGUAGUGUUAAAAAGUAUUCAGUAACAUUGUACCAAGUAUUAAUUUCAAAAAAUGGAGAAAAAGAAUUAGAAUUUGUGGAUACCCAAAAUACAACAACAGAUUAUGAUGGAUGGCUUCGGUUUAAUGCAACUGGUGCUCUAGUUUCUUGGACCCAUUACUCAUGUCCUAAUAGAGGAUUAUAUGUUUCUGUGCAUUCUCAUGAUAAUGAAGAUCAUGAAAUCAAACCUGAAGAAAUUGGUAUGGUGACUUGGGCUGACAAACACCAAUUAUCUGAAGCAAAAAAACCUUUUAUGGCUGUUUAUUUGAAGUCCAGAAAUGGAGGUAAUAUAGUUGGAGGUCCUUCUCUUCAAAAACAUUAUAGACGAAGAAGAAGGAAAACUAUUGAAAGUAGCUACAACUCAAACCCAUUUCAAAAUAUAGCAGAUGGAUUUCAAUCCAGAAGUUGUCAAAUACAGACCUUAUAUGUGAGCUUCAGAGAUCUUGAAUGGCAGGAUUGGAUAAUAGCGCCAGAUGGUUAUGGUGCAUUUUAUUGCACAGGCGAAUGUAAUUUUCCACUCAAUGCUCACAUGAAUGCAACUAAUCAUGCAAUUGUCCAAACAUUGGUGCAUUUAAUGAGUCCUCUACAAGUCCCUAAACCAUGCUGCGCUCCAACAAAAAUGGCUCAACAAGCAGUACUAUUUUUUUUGGAAGAUAACAAUGUUAUAUUAAAAAAGUAUAAAAACAUGAUAGUAAAAAGUUGUGGGUGCCAUUAGAAAUGUCUCAUUUAGCUUAUAAUGAAAAGUCUUAAGGGCUGUUAAAAAAAAAAUCUGAAAUUGACAAUUAUUUUUAAGGAACUUUUUUUUACUCUAUUGUCUUAAGUUUAUUGUUAACUAUUGUGUAAUUUAUUAGCACUGCUAACCAUUUACACAAAUAAAAAAGUAUAUGAUUUUUAUACUGAAUUC